UCAGGCUCAGUAUUAGCUCGACCAAGCUGAACGUAGGACAGAGGAUUUUCAGUACGCGGUACGCGAUUCGCGAUUACGGUUUACUUUUUGCUCUACAUAGAUGAGGUGUGGAAAAGUACACAGGGAGCAGUGAAGAAAAAAAAAGUUUGCUGCUGUGAUUUUUAGAGGACUGCAUCCGUCGAUUGCCUUGUCACUGUUCGGUUAUCGAGUGUGAAAUCUAUGCUGCUAGCCAGUCGAGUGGAGUUAAAAAUACAUGUGCGUGUCUCGAAGAUUCGGUAGGGCCAUCCUCAGAUUGCUACCUCCGAAGUGUGGAGUUUAUUUGUAUCGCAAAAGUAAACGGAUUCUGUGAGCUGUUCUAAUCGUGAAAUCCUGAAGUGGGUGGUGGGAGCGUUUCGGUGCUAGGGUGACAGCCGACCGUGUAGGGACCAAGAUCAGUAAGAAAAUCAAUUGGCCCACACCUGGAAACCCAUACAAGGUGAUCUCCGAGAGCUACGUACGUGUGUGCAGUCAAGGUGCUCCCCUUGGAAAGUUGAAAGCAAUGUAGGUGAUACAACACAUCGCUGUGACAGAUAAAUAGCUCUGCUAGUGGAUUGUGAGGGUCCGUGCAACGUCCCAGCAUUCGGUGGAGAUCCCUCGACGGGCAACCAGUUUUGACAUCUCGCAAAACCGAAGCUCUAGGUGUAUACAAAUGUUUAGACAUAUAAUAAGAACGAAUAUGCAAAAGUGAAGUUUUUUUUCGGUCUCUGCGUUACUACAGCCAUACACACACGUCUCGGGUUGACUGAUUCGUACGUCACACAGUUGAACGACGAAGUGAUAAAGGCACCACGGACAGACGACUUGACGAGAGAAGCAGGCAGAGAAAUUAAUGCUCACACUCACUCUCUUUCUCUCGCUCUCUCUUUCUCUGUCGGUUUUCUCUUUUGUUGUGACUGUAUUACACGCGGAUUGUUCGGGGUGUACGUGCUUGCGGGUUUUGGAAUUCCGGUGUGCUCCCUGUAGGUCUGCAGGUUGCCACGGUUAACAUUGGCUCACACAAGGGCCCUGAAACCUGCAAGGUGAAUCACGGUGCAUCGGUUGAUCGAGUUCACCGGAGGGAUACAGUCAGUGAGUGUGGUUUUCCCAAGCACAGCAACCACAGUCCGGGCAGUCGCAGGGGCUCAGCAAAACAUUUCCAGCUGAUGCCGAAAAAAAAGGUGCCAACAGCACUCGGCAAAGUGUGUAUUAAUGCAGUUUCAUCGACCGCAGCGACAGUCAGCAUCAGCAACACACCCAGCAGCGCCGGGAUGUCACCAGAAAUGAGAAAAUAAAUUUUAAAAAUUUCUCCUCCGAUGCUCCCCCGUCGGUCCGAGUCGGCACUGGGUGAUGAUAAUAAUCCGGCAAAAUAUACAGCAACAACGGCCAAAAGUGGCAGCCGAUUCGAAUGUUCCAUUUUUUUUGUGGGAAUGCUUGAAACGAUUUGUUGUUUCCAUCAGUAAGUGGCCGGCGCGACGAGGAACUGGGUUGAAAAAUGUGGGCCCGAAAAGUAAAUAAAAUAUUGCUCCUGUCCCUGUGAAUGUUAAUAAGAUAUGUAUACUUAAAAAAAAUGCGUGUGUUAAGUGAUCAACAGCUGGGGUAAACAAGCAAUCGACUGCGAAACAAGUGCGGCGUGUGUUUCUCGAGUGUUUUACCGGUGCUGUACCUAGAAAUAAUAGUGCUAAGAGAGAGAGAGAGAGAGAAAAAAAAGAAUCCGGUGCAGGACGACGGUCGACGUAGUAAAUUGGUGCCGAAGUCAACAAGCAAUCGACGUUGCUGUCCUUCCCGCUCCCAACCGUUUCGGCGUUUCACCAUGGUCAAUAGAUGUCGUUUGCGUGCAUGUUCCUAGUGUUGUGAAGUGUUGAUCCUCUCGGUCAGAUCCUCCGGUAGUUUAGGUGCUAGAAUAUCACGUGGCAGUAGGUGUAUGUGUCGGUGUGUGUUUAUGUGUCUAUAAUCACGGCAAAAAAUAGUGAAUAUUCCAAUAUUAGUGGGUGCUUGAAGGCAGCGAAAUCAUCCAAAGUGGCCGCGUCGAAGGGAUUCCGGGGCGCCUUGUCGGAAGGUCGCCUGACCACUGUGACCACGACAACGGAGACUACGACCAGUUUUACCAAUUCCCGCCAGGGCUCCGUCGAUGGGGUGAUGCAACGAUGCGGCCUCUGCUCGAUCAUUUCCAGCCUACUGAGGCGAGCCAUGUGCGUCGGAUCCCGGCGUGGUAGCGGUGAGUCGUACUACCAGGAACUGGCAGAAACUAAUAUCCCAGACGUUGCCACGAUGGAACCCGCGGACAAUUCCAGCUACAAACGACUGAUAUCUACCACAUCUAACACGAUACCAUCGACCGGAUCGACGACGAAUGCUCUGACGACAAUGGCGACCACCACCGUAACGACGGCGCCCUACCAACCGACCCGGCGAAUGUCCGACCAGGAUCGACCACUAUUUGAGGCCCUAAUAGCGGACGAGUACGCCGAGAACCCGCGGCGACGGCAUGCCUGUACUGGGCGCUUUCUGACGAUGCACAAGCGGCGCAGAAAGAAGCUGAACACUCGCAGCCUUGUGCUGGAUCAGGCUAUUCUGGAUGACAUCCUACACGGCCAGGUGCAGUGCAUUCUGGACCGUGUCGGUAACUGGCGAUUCAAUGCUUUCACCCUUGAGACGGUAACGGGGGGACGUUCACUGCCUGUCUUAUGUGUUCACUUGUUCCAUUGGUACGGCCUUUUGGACCACUUCAAUUUAGACGUAGUUAGAGUAUGGAAAUUGUUUAGUUUAAUCGAAGAGGGUUAUCAUAGUACGAAUCCGUAUCACAAUUCAAUUCACGCGACUGACGUAACACAAGCAAUGCACUGUUUCUUGCAAGAGAAACGCAUCCUGGAAAACCUGAGCCCACUGGAGAUCAUGGCAUCAUUGAUCGGUGCUGUCACCCACGAUUUGGACCAUCCGGGCGUGAAUCAACCGUUCUUGAUAGCGACCUCCAACCAUCUGGCGGCGCUGUACGAGAACACUUCGGUGCUAGAAAAUCAUCACUGGCGUUCGGCCGUCGGUUGCCUGCUGGAGAGUGGCGUCGCCGAACAGAUACAGAAUAUUCGGCCAGAACUGGAAAAGCAAAUUAGCUCUCUAAUCCUGGCGACCGACAUCACCAGGCAACAAGAAUUUAUCGCCACAUUCCGGGAUUAUCUGUACCGGGACAAGUUGGAUAUGCGUGACAAAGAACACCGACAUUUCAUUCUGCAAAUUGCACUCAAAUGUGCCGACAUCUCCAAUCCCUGCCGGCCAUGGGAUAUCAGUAAAAAGUGGAGCAUGAAAGUUUGCGAAGAAUUUUUCCGUCAAGGGGACUACGAAAGACAGCUCAAUUUGCCCGUUACUUCACUGUGUGAUCGACAAUCGACAUCGGUACCGAAAAUUCAGACCGGGUUCUUCAAGUUUGUUGUUACGCCCCUGUUGGACGAGUGGCAUCGGUUCUUAAAGACGGAUCUUUCACACAGUAUGAUGUAUCAUUUGAAAUUCAACCAAACCCAGUGGGAAUGUAAGCUACAAGCGGAGAUCAACGAAGAAACACGAACAGAGAUCUCCGAUGCUGAAUUGUUGGAAGAGGAAGACAUCGGGGAAAGUGAUGAUCAGGAUGAGCCGGUGCUCGAUCUGUCGGACAGUUCGGAAGUUUUAAUUCCGAACAUCUCCAAGUUUGAACGCCGUGGUUCGUUACAAAUUCCCGGCUUUUGUGGUGCUCGUAGCGAACGACGGUUCUCUGUUCCCGUACAUAGUAUACCGAAAAUUGUGCUUCCCGUAAGAGAUCACCGCGGAUCCAAUAACCCACCGGAGUCUAUCCAGGAGAGCGAUGAGCACAAAUUCGAUAACGAUUCACUCUCGAUCUUCUCUUCGGAUAGCGAUAGUUUGCACCGAGGAGGACGGGGAUCUUCCACCGGCAGUACAGCUGAUCGUGAACGUCCACUGAGCGCGGAAAAUCUUCUUCCAGACUGCAGCAUCGCGUCCAUGGCCGGUGGAGUUUGUGGCGAUCGAUUGAAUCUGGUGCUUCAUGGGGCCGUUAGUGUAGGUAAUACCGCCAAUCUUCUCACCGUUGGAACUUCCAAGCAUCUAAUCAGACAGCAAACCUUCCCACCGUUGCAACCGUACGUACGCACCCGUUACAUGUCUUCGCAAGCCGAACUAGGUGCCUGUCCCGAGGCAUUGCUCGAAUCCAACUCCAGCAGCAGUUCUUCCAAUUCCCACCCUGAAACAAACAGCGAAUCUCGAGGUAUUCUAAUGGUUAAGAAGGAAAGCAUUAAGCGCGAAACGGAGUCUUCCGGCUCGUCGGACAAGGCCAAAAUUCCAAAGCUCUCUCUCGGCCAAAAGGAGAAUCUCGAUCCGUCAAUGCUUAAACGAAGCCUAAGCCGGCGACGAGGCUCCGCCCCGGUCACCGUUGCGUUACCACCGAAAUCAACAGAGUCGGACAUUGGCGUGUCGCUCGUCAUCAAAAGCUGUGAUCUGCGGCGUGGUUCCAUGCCAGCGGAAUUCAUCACCACCAUGCAAACAAAAGACCAACCUCACGGGACCCAACCGGAAGCACCGACGUUACCCAACAAUGUCGGACCGGUAUAUCACAUGCAGCGACGUGGAUCCGUACCCUGUGAAAGUUCCAACAGCGUCGUGAUUCGUAGUAGCUUCAGUAUCAAAAGACGCAGCGCUAAGAAAAUUCUACGGCGACGUUCGUCCGGUGGAGCCGAAAUUCUCAGCCCCAUACUGUCGGAAAGUGCAAGCGGUGCGGUCCCAGGCAGUAGUUCGAGUUCAUCGUCCGCCUGGCAACGGUUCAAGCGGCGCACCGAUACGGAUAAUCUACUCUCCCGGCGGCGUGGAUCGCUACCGGUGGAGGUGCUUACCAUUGGGUAUUCCGGAACACUGCGUCACUAAGCGCAGAAACUGACAGCAGCAGCAGCAGCACUAGCAGAAGGCUCGACAACGGGAGAACACUUUUUUCAACAUCAUUAUCAACAAAUUAAUUGGUACGUACGCUGCAUCCGGAGCAUCAGCAUAAAGGCUGGGAAACCAUAAUGAAGGAAUAAGGCACAGGAUAGCGGUGAAAACGGAACGGACUGAGUUUGUGCUUUUUCGUCUCUAUCAAUUGGGGGUUUGGGAUUCUUUUUCUUGCAACUAACCGAAUUAGCCUAGAUAACACAUACAUAGAUCUAAUCCGGGAGAAACAAGUUUGAUUUCACGACUCCGCUCACACGCGUAUAAUUUUUGUAAUAGGAUCGAUGAGAACAAAUCAAACUCAUUUUUAAACUCGGUGCAAUAGCUGACGUGAACUUGCAGUUCGUUCUGUACAUGAAAAUACAUCUGACAUGGCACAAAAUGCCAUCGUUCUACCACAUCCAUUAAACAUUGCACGCCCCCUCUAGGAUUGCUCUUCAGUUUAAUUUGGUUGUAAACGAGAUUCGGCCACGGUGAGUUUUUAUCCUAUCCCACCGAAAGUGCUGAGACUCCAAGCGUAUGUUUUUUUUGCACUAAAUAUCCGGAUUCUAGUAAAACUCAACCUAGAUUAGAGUACGGAGAAAGAAUUCAUAGCACAGGAAACGAAUGAAACGUGUAUUUCACGCACCAAACAGAAUCACAUCAAAAAGGAUUUACAUACAUCUACUAAGCGGCGAGGCGAUAAAAGAAAGCAAGAUACCUACAAAAACAAAAAAAAAAGCCAACGGCAUCAAAAAUGCAUCAAUGUGCAGGGGAACGUGGUUUAUCAGAUGCAUGAGUUAGUUUGUUUGUUCACAAUCUCCUUUACCAAGGAACAUAAAUAUGUACUAAGUUUUUUUUAUUCAUAUCGAUACAAACAGUAUGCACACUAGAAAACGGCUCAACGCUGGGAAAACUUUUCUAUGCGGUCGAUUACAUUCAGUUUCAAAGUUGCGUUGUAUCUAUAUUUUUAUUAACGGGCAGGCAAAAAAAACACAUAAACUGCUAAACCACUUUGUUGAACUGCAGGUCCUAGUGAACAUAUUCAUUUUAUGUAGCUGAAGUUCGAUAAACAAAAACCAAACACCGUGACGCAUAUUUAUUCAGGUUUAUGAAUAAAAUGUUGAAUUUUAAACCGUGAAUCUUUUUUCAUGAUCGGGAAUAAAAUAUUGAUGGUUCUGCACAUACGUGUCGGCACGGCAAAUAGAGAGACAGAUACAUUGUUUGAUGCGAAUUGGUAAUCCAUUUCACAGACAGACAAAAAUGAUUCUUCUCAUUCCAUGUAACGAGCUGUUUUUAACUACAAUAGUUACAUUUUGCUAAACAAACUGAUGUUUUUUUUGUUGAAGAUAUGUCAAGCAAUAGUGGAGGAAACUGCUGUUUCAUUUUUUUAACAAUGGCUAUUUUCCUGAGACUAUAAGUAAAACCUUAAUGGUAUAACAAACGCUUAUAUUUCAAUCUUUGUUACAAUUUUGAGAUGCUAUUUCAAUGUUGCAUUUUAAAGUUGAGUUAUUUCAGCAAGUUGGAAGUUCAUGAAUACAUGUUUUGGUAAUUAAGAUGAGAUAUAAUGAAACGUGUUUACUCUGCUCGGAAAGUCCGACAUAGUUAUGUGUCGGACUCAUAACUAAUAAAAGUGAUUUACAUUGGCUCAAAAUAAACGAAAAUGACGAGAAAUAAAUGUCACUCACAGCUACGCUUGCAAACUAAGAGAACGAGAUCCAUGUCCGGUCAACGACAAAAACGGAACAGUAGUUUCAAAAUUGUGUUCUUUCCUCCAUUUUCCCUUUCAGUCAUUUUCGGUUGUCUAUAUUGUCUAUAUUCAACCAAAGCUUUGAGAAUCGAUAAUGACAGAAAAAGAUUCACAAUGAUUUUUACCUAUCGGAGCUCAAAUCUGUAGUAGUUUUGAUUUCCGAAGAGGUUCUGGGGUGUAAUUAGCUCGAUUUACCAUAUUUUAAGCACUCUUUACAGCAAAACGUCACUGAUUUUCAAUAAGUUGGUGAAAGAAUGAGAAUUGAAAUUCUACUAGUUCACCCUGUAUACGUUAGAUUGGUUUUGAUUCUCUCUUUUGUUUGAAUGAGAGAGGAAAAUAUUUCGUCUCUCUCCGUUUGUUUUAGAUGCGGUCAUUUACGAAUGGGACAGUAAAAAACGAAUAUGAGAUUGUUGGAUUGGGUUCUUUCAUUGAGAAUGCGUGACAAUUUUAAGCUCUGGUCGGACUUUCCGAGCCGAGUAAAAUCGUUUUUAUAUUUCAUCUCAUGUUAGAUCUAUUGGACAAGUUCGAACGACAUCCUAAAAAACGCCAUCCAAAAAAAGAUUUAAAUCUGGAUUUUAAAACAAGAAAAACUGCAGUGUUUCACUCGUGUUUCAAAUAUACAAAAAAUAGAACGGCAUUGUAGAGCAGGUUUAAAUUUGACAGAAUAACUGGUCGAAUAAAUAAAACUAGAACGGCUUGCUGGGGAUACGUUUGUUCCAGUUUCUGUACUUUUAUUGUUCUUCUAUAUAGAACUUCUUGCUGCUGAAUUUGCUCUUAGGGCAUGCUCUGGAGUGUUCUAGUUCUAGAUGCAUAAUUUAUGUCAGUUACAAGAUUUAAAUCUGGAUUUUAUAACAAGAAAAACUGGCAGCCCAAGCAGCGUUUUAUAUGUAUUCCAAAUAUAGAAAAAAUAGACCGGCAUCAUAUGCCAGUUUUAAAUUUGACAGUAGAACUGUUCGAAUAAAUAAAACUAAAACGGCUUGCUGGGGACACGUUUGCUUCAGUUUAAGUUAUAUUCUAGAUCGCUUAUAUAAAAAUACCAGCUGCUGAAUUUGCUUUUAUGUUUGAAUGAGAGACGAACAUAAUUUGUCUCUUUUCGUUUGUUUUAGAUGCAGUAAUUCACGAAUGGGACAUUAAAACAACAAAUAUGAGAUUGUUGAAUUGGAUUCUUUCAUUGAGAAUGCGUUACAAUUUUAAGCUCUGGUCGGACUUUCCGAGCAACUUUAUGAAGAGAGGCUAAAUUUCAGACUUGAUUUUUUUCUGAAUCAAAGCCAAAUUUUCAGUCAACAAAACGCAUUUCGAAGUCUACAUACUACGAAAAAAAAUCAUGUAAAUUUGCCUCUCGAUACAAGAUAACAUAAAAGGAGCGUCUCAAUUCAGUUAAAUUUACAAUCCAGAGCAAGUAAAAAUGAACCAUGUAAAUAUAACUUCUCAGCUAAAAGGCAUUUGACAUCGAAGCAUACACAAAAAUUAAUUUUACAUGGUCAUAGAUGUAAUAUUCUGUUAUCACUCGAGAAAAUACGGCAUGCGCGAUGCCGGAUGACGGUUCGAUACAUAGGGUCUUACAAGCCAGUUGUCACAUAUUUGAGUUCCGAACUGGAAGGAUCCUUAGCCUGUGAACCGUCGCGCGAAUAAUUUAUACAUUUACUAAAAAUCUGACAGUCGAGCAGUUAUUUUUACCCUGCUCGAAAGCAUUGUUAGUUUUGACAGUUUAAUAGUUAUUUUUCGACACUGAAAACAAAUCUUGAAAAACAAUUCUAAUUUCCGAUCUUUAGAAAAAAAUCUCUGUAAUUUCAGUCAAAAAAUACUCCAAUAACAUGUUUCAAUGCAUUGAUAAAACGAAGUAAGUUUUUCUCGAAGUUCUUCUUACACUGAAAAUAAUUUGCACGCUAGCAUCAUGUGCGAAGCAUUUGAUCUAUCACUGCUUGUAGAACACAUGAAAUUCAUCAAAAUAUACACUUAACUUAUAAAAUGAGUGUAAAAACUGUUAAUAUUUAAUGGAAAUCAUGCUACACGUUUAUAUGAAAUGCACAUAAAACGAUAAGAUAUAUCGUUACCUCUAGAUUCUAUAUGCAUUUCAUGUGAAUGUCACAUUGUUUUUCACAUAGAAUUCAAUUGAAACAGAGAUGACCGAUUCAAGUGUUUUGCACAUACAUUUGUGCUGUGCUCAUUCUCAAUAGAAAAAGAGGUUUAAACACUUCCACAUGACAACAAAGCUAAGUGCAAAAUAAUCCAAUCUUGCAUCUUAGUGAAUUUGCUCAUGAAAUCUUUUUUAAUUUUCAUUUUCAUGGCAAAGUAAGCCCAAAUAACUUUCCAUCCGUCAAAAUUUAAAAUAAGCCGCAGUUAAAUUUUACUACUCGAUACAAAAUUACUAUCGAAAUGUCAGUUGUAACCAAAAGUUAGAACCAUUCGCGAAAUGGUUCACAGCCUUGGUAUUGAAAUAUUCUUUCUUAGGCUGUGAACCAUUUCGCGGUAAUUUUAACUUUUGGUUAAAAUCACUCGAGCGUCUUAACUUAACUACUCGACACUAAAUAACCACUCAAGUGUCAGAUUACAACCAAAAGUUAAAAUUAAAAUUGUUGCAUAUGAUUUGUUCGUAAAAUGUGAGAGGUGAACAUCUUGAUGAUACGAUGUCGUGGAUGAAAAUCUACUCGAAACCACGUCAAAUCGAAGAAGAAGCAAAUAACGAAUUGACAUCUCGCCGGCAGAUAUUCGAACCAAUCGGUAGGCGGCGAUUCAAAAUCGUUUGUUGCACUGGAGUUGAUUCGGGAUUCAUUCAGAAAUCUAUACGAAAUUACGAAUGAAAUCUUUUCGCCCAUUAGAAAUUGAGUCGACAGUUAUUUCGAACUGCACAUGUGGACAAGAAUUUUUUUUUCAAUAAGCUGUCAAAAUAGCCAAUAAGAGCGCAAAUUAGUUUUUUCUUCGAUUUUUUGUUUUCUUCUGGUCACGAAAAGCUCUAUUCAAGAUUUUUAUCAUAUUAACAUACAACGUUAAGAUCGUCACACCAAUUUAGGUUUAGUGCAAUAUUUUCUAAAUUUUGUUUCUGUGGAGAUGAGUGGACUCGCCUCUUUCGGUACAACAUGAGCUCCAUUCGCUUUGUACCAUUCCAUAACAUCUUUGAAGUAGUGACAAGAUGCCAAAUCAGGCCAGAAUAACGAGGGAACGUCCUGACUGCUUAGGAAUAAUAACAAUCUAGCUUCCCUAGGCAUUCUUCACGCUAUACCUAUUUCAUUGUUUACCGUUCCGAUAAUGAUGAAUUUUCGGCUUGCCGAUAUUGCCUGCCAAACCAAAUAUUUGUUGGAAAACUAGCCCUGAAACUUCGUCCUGAAAUGCUCCUCUACGCCUUUUUGUUGAGUGGUAGCAUUGAAGGAUAUUCCGGGAAGCUGCUUAAAGUCUUUCAGCACAUAAAUUCCAUCGUCCAUUAUCACACAGAAAAACUUCGUCAAAUAUUCGCGAUGCAAGUUGCAACACACAAUUGUUUUUCGCACUUGCUUUUCUUUCGAUGCCAUCUUCGAUAGAGAAGCUUGUAGUAUCACAGAAAAUUGAUUUUAUACAAUGGACAGACAUAGAAUUAACAGUCUGCGAAACAUUUCACGCGAUGAUGAAGUAUUUCUAAAGAUAUACGUAUUUAGGGGUGUCGAGGAUUUGUCGCAAACAAGCUUUAUUGUAUUUUGUGCGCAUUGUGAACUUUCCAAUAUCAAGUCGAAUGCACAAUGACUCCGCAUAUCAUUAUAAAAAAUUUAUCGAUUUUUUCAAUAUUUAUCGAAAACUUGGGCUCAUACGUCAAACAUUAAAUUCCAUAUAAUCACAUGAGAAAGAUAAAGUAAAUCUUCUUUAUUUACAGUUAGGCGUUUUGGUCAAGAUCUGUGGUAUUAUUGCACAUUUGGAAAGAACUCCGACAACAGACAGAAAACUGGCUUGGUUAUAACAGCAGUCAUAAAAAAAACGUUGUCGGAAUUGUGUCAUUCUCAAACCAUGCAAAUUAGUUUUUCCUCCAGUUCUUGUGUUGUGCUUUUUGCCUUUGAUGUUUUAUUAAUCAUGUAUUGAAAGACAUACAUAAGAAAUAAUCUUCAAAUGAGGUAAAUAUGUCUCUAUUUCUAGGUUUAUUAACAAAUCGACUACUUCAACAUUAUAGUGGCGAAAUUCUCUACCAGAUCUUUGCCAAAUUUCUCGAGGGAUAUCUGCCUACCCAGUAGUACUCAUUACUCAUUCUAAUUUUGGGAUAAACAUGUAUGGAAUCUGAACUAUACACUUUUUGCUUUGUAACAGGACGUAUUUACCAUUAAUAUUUUUUUCCCGAAACAUAUCUGUACACUAGUCUGCAUUAUGUUUUACAUGAUGGUAUCAUGUUCACGUUUGACAUGUAUCGGUGGUUUGUUUACAUUUCAAAUUUAAAAUGCCCAUGUAGACAAACCACUGUUAGCUGUCAAAAUAUGUUCAUUUUGAGAAUUUUGUGGGGUUCAGUCAUGUUCGUGUAAAACCUAAUAGCAUGUUUACGUUUGGUUUUUCGUAUUUCAGAUCAGUUGAAUUUUAUUAUUAAUUAAAUAUCCUAAAAACAGUGCAUCUGGAAACAGCAAUUUUAAUCUAUGCGCGUGUCAGUUCAAAGUUAUUUCUUCUAUCCGUUCUGCUGUUUUCGAAGAAAUAAACAUCGCUACCGCCAUGUACACUGUAUCGAAUGGAGAAACAUAUACAGAGCAAAACGUAGAUGUCACUCAAGCACACAGCUCCAUUAUAUAUGAAGAAUCUGGCUGGUCCCAGUUUUAGUCCUACUUAGCAACAUAAAUAAAAAGUCAAGCACUACAAUGUAACUACAAAAUUAAAUACAAGUAUUGAUGAAAUAGUGUAUUACUGGAUAAACACACAAACGUAAAAACAAAACAAAAGGUCAAAACAUUUCUUUUAGAUUUGACACUCAUAGUUUUAUUUAAGUUAUAUUGAACACAUGUUUUUUAUUUAUUUUAGUAUAGUAAUAUACCAAACUCGAAAUUGAGUAGUUUUUGGUUAGAUUCGCUUUAAUUUUAGUAAAAUAAUUAACUAAUCUCACAGGUAUUUGCAUAAUCUACUAACACGUGAACGAUAUGUAUGGAUACAAUGAUUAUUAACCACGACAGCAAACAUGAAUAAAUAUUACAAGAUUCUAUUGCACCAUUUUUACAGCCAGAAUCCAUCCUUUCAAUAUCAUCCACGGCUUUGGUUAAAAUUAAGUUAAGUAUCGAUAUACUACCUGCUUCAUCACAUGUAUCUUUUAUACUGAAAUGAACCCGACUAUUAUUCACUUAGCAACCAAUAAGAGCAGCGUUUCAUAACUAAUCAUUAACACUAGAGUAAACAUAAUUAUUAUAAUAACAAUAAAAGAAAAAACAAUAGCGAUAGAAAACCCAAAUCAACCUUGCUCAAACGGUUUUAGCAUAAACAACUUUCACAUGAAGAUCGAGGAAAAAAAACUAAUAAAGAACAAAAUCAUCUAUUGGACCCCAUAGAUUUCCGCUGCACAGACCAUGAACCAGUAAUGUCUGUCACCUAGUUGUCUAGUAGGACGUACGAAUCCCUAAAUUGACAUACAUGGAAAAGAUUACUAAACACACAAAAAAAUCGAUAUCUACCAAUUAUACUAUAAGCAAACCGAACUGAAAUCAAAACAAACGUAGCGGAAAUGAUGAGUCAAAAUGUCAAACGAAUAAGUCAAACUGUGUAGUUGCGCGACAAACUAAUUGAAUAUGGUACCGUUAAAAAAUUCAGCAAAAAAUAUGUUUAUUCUAAGUAUCGCGCGGAGCAAAAACACGAUUUUUUUCGAAUGUUUAAUAUUAAGUUUAGACCUAGCGUAAAACAUGGUGAAAAAACGAACGAGUAUCGAUUUUUUAUUAUUAUUAAGCGGAACAUAUUGGAUGAAGUAGGUUUUAUUUAGAUUAGAUCAAUUUUCAAAAAGUAACAAAAUGUAGUUAAGAGAAAUUAUGUAGCAAGAAAAAAAACAAUGUGUAUCGGUGUGACAGACUUUCAUCAGAAACUAGUGUUGAAGUUAUCUGGUAAAAUGGUUAAACAAACAACUAAUUAUCACAGCAAACUGAGCAAAUCUCAAAUACAGAAAAUAAAUAGUUGUGGGUGUAGUAUAGUUUGGAAACAAAUAAAGAAUACAAUUACAGUGUGACAACCGUAAGAAUACAAACAUAAAAAAACCGAUAGAUAUAGACAUGCAUCAAGCAAAUGUGAACUUUAAAUACAAUUAGAUCAAAAAAGAAGAAAAAAAGACUUUCGACAUUAUUCUUGCGAUACGUAUAUACAUAUAUUAAAGAAGAAGAAUCGAGUAAUAAAAACAAGCAACAAUUUUCCGCUAAUUCUAUAGGAACAAUGUCUUAUACAAUCAUCUCUAACAUGAUUACAGAGGACUUUUCUUACUAUGAUUUUUCCACCCAACUUUACACAACUUUUUACUAACAAAACCAAACAAACAUACAACACACAAAUUCAGCAAUGAGCUAAAAAACCAACCAACUCUAAGGUAACUUAUUGUUAAAACAAUUAGGGAAAAGCGAAAAAAAUAUUAUAAAGAAAACCUACUGCAUGAGGGAAAAGAAACAAGGUUGAUAAAAAAAUAAACGGUGAGUUGCGUCUCGACCGGAAACCCAUACCGCAUUUGCCAGCCGGCCUGGCACGUUUGACCAAGUUAUGUAGUUGUGUUGUGAAACAUUUUUGUUUCUAUCUAUCUACCUAGAAUUGUGGAGCGAAGUAGUACACGGUAAUCGAUGACAGUGCGGAAUCGUUUGUUGCAAAAAUUUCUCUGUGACGAAUAAACUACUGACAAAAUCCAAAAACGAUUUGAAGCUCCAUUGGAAGUCCGAUUCGAAUUCAAAGAAAAAAAGUCGAAUACAGUAUCUACACUCUUGCGAGCCGCUACCUAAUUUUGGGGUCGAAACCUGCCCAAAAUCAACUAAAGUGUAUCUCCACAAUUGUUGGGUAACUAGCGUAUUACAUAAUCCAUACUAACGAGCGAUGACCUCAAUGUUUAAGUAAAUGUAAGAUUGCUCAAAGUGUUGUCAUGGCAAUAUUUGCAAUUCUCGCUACCUAUUUUUAUACGAUCAAGUCAAAGUUUGAGUAGAUAAUGAGUCAGUUGCUAACUACAAAUCAGAAAGAGUAAUCGGUUAUUUACUCAAAAUUUGGGUGACAGUACAUUUUUUCCUACCUAAUUUUGGGUAACUGAUAGAAGAGUUGAUUUUCAGUGUACAUUUCGUUCUAUUUGACAUUCGUAUUAGAAAAAUCGCUUACUUGACUCAAAACGCUUGCAGUUCACUGACAGUUCAUUAUAAUCCCUAAUUUAGCAUACCGGUCCACCGUGCGAUGAAUCGCUCAACAGCAGGCCUGUUUUUGAAUUGAUGUUUAUUAUAUUGUAUUGUAUUUAUUAUAUUCGACAUUUCACUGCUGGUUACUGGAAACCACACCAACACAUUUACACUUGGAUUGGACCAGAAGAAAAUUUUUUUUGUAUUUAUUGUUAUGGCUAAUUCUUGGUCGGAACUCCUUUUAAGAGUGAAUGAUUUGAUGGCCGAUUUUGCUGAAGUUUUUACGGAGAUCUGCCACCAUUUUUGUGAUUAUCUCCAUACCAUGCUAAUGCGUCAAUCGCCUGUCGAAUUUGAAGCAAAGUUUCGGAUUAUUAGUAGUUCGCUAAGAGCUAGUCAGGGCAUUAAGCGAAAAAGAAAACUUUUUUCUCUCGUUUAAUGUUACAAUCAGUACACGUCCGAUAAUCAACUUUAAAAUCUCAAUAAUCGAUAUGAUCUCUUAAAACGUAGCUUGGCAAUGAUAUUGAUACAAAUCAAUCGGAAUGGACUUGAAAAUAACACAAUAGUAAUAAUUUUAACUUAUUUAUUGUAUACAACUGUUAGGACUUUGUUCCAACAAUGGUUCUACCAUUGGCAAUGACAGAAUUCUUAUUGAACUCAAAAGUUUGUCAAAGUGACGGAUGCCUAUAUUCCUUAUGACACAAGAUUCCGCAUAUGUCAUUGAUUACUGCGUAGAAGUCAAGCAAAACAUCAAAACAAAGCAAAAAUGACGAAAAAUCAAAUAAUAAAAAAUAUACUUACUAUUAAAUGGCUGAAGCAAGCAAACCAGAAAACUAAGUGUUCUAGGUUAUAAGAAAAUGAAAAUUCGUGGUGAAAACUAUAGUAAAACUGGCAGAGAAACAAAAAAAAAGAAUUAAACAUUCAAACCAACCAAGCAAGUGUGUGUAAGACAAUUCUGUUACGAUGCAAAAAAAACACAACUAACUGUUAUUGUAACUAAUAUCAAGUAAUAUUAAAUCUCAAAACAGAAAAUGAUUCCGGCUGAGUGUGAACUUGAAUGCAAUAAAGUAUUAAAAUCAAA
Messenger RNA from Malaya genurostris, 15055 nucleotides. RefSeq lists its product as uncharacterized. Bases 2155 to 4917 code for a protein of 920 amino acids. Lineage: Eukaryota; Metazoa; Arthropoda; Insecta; Diptera; Culicidae. Gene Ontology annotation, molecular function: 3',5'-cyclic-AMP phosphodiesterase activity. The record is from RefSeq and is a predicted model, not a curated record. The transcript has 7 exons.